UCUCUUGUCCUUCACAGCCGUCGUCGACCCACCUGCUGCGUGUUAUCAGUUCCACCUGGGUUGCGUCGUUGCAUGCGUCGUUGCCGUGAUAACUCCAAUGAUACGUGGCGAGAGCGGUGCUGUGCUCUCGGAAACCGUCGCGGAGGCUUGAGCAUCGUCGAGGUAUAAAACAAUAGUACAUUGAACGGUGCUCUUCCAACGACACCGUCCUCUCAAGGUUCGUCAGCGCCAGCUUCAGAGCCCGCACACUCUCGGUCACCAUGUUCAAGUCCGUUGUUCUCGCUCUCUUCGUCUCUGUGUCGGCCGUCAUCGCCACACCCGCAGCGUUGAGUGGUGGGGCCAUCACUGAGAGGAAGUGCGGGACCACCAUCUCUGAUGAGAAGCUGGCUGCCAACGAGGCGCACUACCUCGCGAACUUCGUCCCCAAGUCCGCAUCCAAAGUGACCGCCGAGGCCGCUGCUGCUCCGACGGUAAAAGUCUACUGGCAUGUCAUCAGCAAGGACUCCACCGCCUCCGGCGGCAACAUUCCUGCUUCACAGAUUAGUGACCAGAUCGACGUCCUCAACGAGGAUUACUCGUCCCUGGGCCUGACCUUCAAGCUUGCGAACACGACUCGUACCGUCAACUCAGAGUGGUUCAACGAGGUUGGCCCCGACUCGUCGCUCCAGACGACUAUGAAAAAGCAGCUCCGCCAGGGCGGCAAGGCAGACCUCAAUGUCUACACUGUCGGCUUCGUCUCUGGCUCCGGGGAGGGCCUACUUGGCUACUCGACCUUCCCCUCGGACUACAGCGGGAACCCCAAGGAUGACGGCGUCGUCAUCCUCUUCUCUUCCCUUCCUGGAGGCAGCACCACCAAUUACAACGAGGGCAAGACUCUAACUCAUGAGGCAGGUCACUGGGUUGGUCUCUACCACACCUUCCAGGGUGGCUGCAGCGGCUCCGGCGACCAUGUCUCUGACACCCCCGCUGAGGCUUCCGCCGCUUCUGGGUGCCCUACCAACCGUGAUACUUGUUCGUCUGCCGGCGUCGACCCGAUCCACAACUACAUGGACUACUCCUACGACAGCUGCAUGACGGAAUUCACUCCUGGUCAGGCUACCCGUGCUUCUGGCCAGCUCCGCACGUACCGCGGUAUCUCGGUCUGAGCGAUGAUGGACUUAGCAGUAACAUGGCUCGUACAUAUGUGAUAUGAUGACUUGCACGGUCUAUAACGCACAUGUACUACUUUGCUGUCGAAUUCCUA
Molecule: messenger RNA, 1243 nt
Organism: Dichomitus squalens LYAD-421 SS1
Lineage: Eukaryota; Fungi; Basidiomycota; Agaricomycetes; Polyporales; Polyporaceae
Product: metalloprotease
Exons: 4
Coding region: 261-1145 (294 amino acids)
Molecular function (GO): metallopeptidase activity
Source: RefSeq, a predicted model, not a curated record